Messenger RNA from Heterocephalus glaber (naked mole-rat), 5089 nucleotides. RefSeq names its product bromodomain containing 3 (gene Brd3). Gene Ontology annotation, biological process: chromatin remodeling; regulation of DNA-templated transcription. NCBI's taxonomy places the organism in Eukaryota, Metazoa, Chordata, Mammalia, Rodentia, Bathyergidae. The record is from RefSeq and is a predicted model, not a curated record. Gene Ontology annotation, cellular component: nucleus; chromatin.
UGAAGGUUGAGCCCAGGGGAUCUCUACUCCUGAGGUGCAACCCAGUUCUUUUCACAUUUUGAGACAAACUCUUUGUCCCUGAGAUUCCUGGCAGUCCUCAGAGUUGCAGCCCUCAAAGUCACAGGCCUCAGCCUUCUGAGUAGCUAGGAGUACAGGUGGUGCCUGAUCAGGCCUGGAAAUGGGAGCCCGAGCCUCCUUGGGGAGCACGGAAGAGGGCCGGGCCUCUGUGUGCCGUGGCUGUGGCGGCCAGUGAGCAGCUGCUGGAGGAUGUCCACCACCGCGGCAGCCGCCCCUGCGGGCAUCCCGGCGGCUCCGGGCCCCGUGAAUCCGCCCCCACCUGAGGUGUCCAAUCCUGGCAAGCCCGGCCGCAAGACCAACCAGCUGCAGUACAUGCAGAAUGUGGUGGUGAAGACGCUGUGGAAGCACCAGUUCGCCUGGCCCUUCUACCAGCCUGUGGACGCUAUCAAGCUGAACCUGCCUGAUUAUCAUAAAAUAAUAAAAAACCCAAUGGAUAUGGGGACUAUUAAGAAGAGACUAGAAAAUAAUUAUUAUUGGAGCGCGAGUGAAUGUAUGCAGGACUUCAACACCAUGUUUACAAAUUGUUAUAUUUAUAACAAGCCCACAGAUGACAUAGUGCUAAUGGCCCAAGCCUUAGAGAAAAUUUUUCUGCAGAAAGUGGCCCAGAUGCCCCAGGAGGAAGUAGAGUUGUUACCCCCUGCUCCGAAGGGCAAAGGCCGGAAACCGGCUGCGGGGACACAGAGUGCAGGUACGCAGCAAGUGGUGGCCGUGUCCUCGGUGUCCCCAGCGGCCCCUUUCCAGAACGUGCCCCCCACGGUCUCCCAGACGCCCGUCAUUGCUGCCACCCCUGUUCCAACCAUCACCGCCAACAUCACAUCGGUCCCUGUCCCUCCGGCUGCCGCACCACCUCCUCCCUCAACACCCAUCGUCCCUGUGGUCCCUCCCACGCCACCCGUUGUCAAGAAGAAGGGUGUGAAGCGGAAAGCAGACACCACGACACCCACGACGUCCGCCAUCACUGCCAGCCGGAGCGAGUCGCCCCCACCGCUGUCGGACCCUAAGCAGGCCAAAGUGGUGGCCCGGCGGGAGAGCGGGGGCCGUCCCAUCAAGCCUCCCAAGAAGGACCUGGAGGACGGCGAGGUGCCACAGCACGCAGGCAAGAAGGGCAAGCUCUCAGAGCACCUGCGGCACUGUGACAGCAUCCUCAGGGAGAUGUUGUCCAAGAAGCACGCUGCCUACGCCUGGCCCUUCUAUAAGCCCGUGGACGCCGAGGCACUGGAGCUGCACGAUUACCAUGACAUCAUCAAGCACCCCAUGGACCUCAGCACUGUCAAAAGGAAGAUGGACAGUCGCGAGUACCCGGACGCACAGGGCUUUGCUGCUGACAUCCGGUUAAUGUUCUCAAACUGUUACAAGUACAACCCUCCCGACCACGAAGUGGUGGCCAUGGCCAGGAAGCUCCAGGACGUGUUUGAGAUGCGGUUUGCCAAGAUGCCAGAUGAGCCCGUGGAGGCACCCACACUGCCCGCACCCGCAGCCCCCGUGGUGAGCAAGGGCACUGAGAGUAGCCGCAGCAGCGAGGAGAGCUCGUCAGACUCCGGCAGCUCAGACUCGGAGGAGGAGCGCGCCACGCGGCUGGCUGAGCUGCAGGAGCAGCUGAAAGCCGUGCACGAGCAGCUGGCCGCCCUGUCCCAGGCCCCCGUGAACAAACCAAAGAAGAAGAAGGAGAAGCGGGAGAAAGAGAAGAAGAAGAAGGACAAGGACAAGGACAAGGAGAAGGAGAAGCACAGGGCCAGGUGUGAGGAGGAGAAGAAGGCCAAGGCGGUGCCCACCAGGCAGGCCCCACAGCGGAAGGCCCCGGCCAAGAAGCCCAGCAGCGCCACGGCAGCCGUCAGACAGCUGAAGAAGGGCGGCAAGCAGGCAUCAGCCUCCUACGACUCCGAAGAGGACGAGGGGGGCUUGCCCAUGAGCUAUGACGAGAAGCGGCAGCUCAGCCUAGACAUCAACCGACUGCCGGGGGAGAAGCUGGGCCGCGUGGUGCACAUCAUCCAGUCUCGGGAGCCGUCACUGCGGGACUCCAACCCUGACGAGAUUGAGAUCGACUUUGAGACCCUGAAGCCCACCACGCUGCGGGAGCUGGAGCGAUAUGUCAAGUCGUGCCUACAGAAGAAGCAGCGGAAGCCUUUCUCGACAAGCGGGAAGAAGCAGGCAGCGAAGUCAAAGGAGGAGCUCGCUCAGGAAAAGAAGAAGGAGCUGGAGAAGCGGCUCCAGGAUGUGAGCGGGCAGCUGAACAGCAAGAAGCCCACCAAGAAAGAGAAGUCUGGCUCGGCGCCCUCAGGGGGGCCGUCGCGGCUCAGCAGCAGCAGUUCCUCAGAAUCAGGGAGCAGCAGUUCGAGUGGGUCCAGCUCCGACAGCAGUGACUCUGAGUGACCCCAGGGCAUGGCCAGAGAGGACAGAUGGACGUCACCCACGCCGAGGCUCUGAGUGUCCCUUCCUGUGGUCAAUAUACUCCUUCCGUUCCAUGGUGUGCAGGUUUCCUUUACUUCAGUGUUACGGUAUCUCCGGUUGUGCUCCAGUAGGUCACGUCUGCCCUUCCUGCCGCACGCGUGCGGUCACUUCCUCGGAGACACAGCCUCGCUGAUGACGCCAGAGGAGGCUGCGGGGCACAGCCCCAGGACCCGCGGCGCCCUGUGCUUGGCCCAGCCUGCCCCGCACCAGGAGGAACUGCUCUGAAUGGGUGCUCUGCGCGACAGCUGCCCGCUGCACCUGGGGGUGGGCUGUGUCACCCAGGCCACGUCCUGUGAUCGCCAGGCUGGGCUGAGCCCUGAGCUCAGGUGGGCGGAGGGACGGGUGCCAAGCUCUGCUGCCCGGGGUGGUGGCGUCAGGCCCUGGGAUGGGAGGAGCGGAGCGACUGCAGGCACAGUGUGCAGGUUUCCGAACACUGAAACUUUUACCUCAACUGAAAAAAAAAAUUUUUAAAAACCCACAAAAGGAGACUUUUUGUAAGGUUCAGCGAUUUUCUACAGAGGUCCAGCCCAGUGUGUCUACACCUCGUUCGCGCUGCCCUGGCUGCUGCUGCCGCACACCCUGGAACCACUUUCCCAGUUUUAUGUAUAUAUAAAUACUUUAUUUAUUAACAUCAUUGGUCAUUUUUUUUAAAAAAAAGAAAAAAAAGAAAAAAAGCAAAGAAAAACACAGAACCGUAAAAGAAGUGCAUUAAACACAGCAGCAGCGACUCAGCCCCUUGGGCGGAGGAGACCAAGCCCGCUCAGCCCGCUCCCUGCCGGGUGCUCAUCAUGUCGGUCCUCAGUCCGCGCUCUUCCUGGGCUUGCUGGCUUUUGGGUGUGGUGUUUUGGUGGUUUCAGAUUUUUCUUUUUUUCAUUUUUUUUUGUAUAAACUUUGGAGACUUACAAGUAUAGACACUUUUCAGCUCCAGCACGUUCUAAUUUUUAUGUUGUUCGUUCAGUUUUCCUUGUAUCCAUGCCAGGUCUCUUGAGGACUGUUUCAAAGAAAUCAACGUAGGCAACCCCAGUUCUAUAACAUCAGCUUUGCAAUCUGAGAAAAGAAGUACAUAGAAAAAUCCAGGUCUUGAUUUGUUUUAAAUUUUCUAUUGUAAAAAAAAAAAAAAAAAAAAAAAAAAAUAUAUAUAUAUAUAUAUAUAUAUACACGAGUGUAACAGAAGGCUCUGUUUGGGUUUGUUGUUUUCGAGGUGGCCACAUGCCCGGCCUUGGCCUCCGUCGCCUCUGGCCGGCGAGCACAGAGCCCCUGGCCUUGGCCUGUGUGCUCUUGGGGGUCAGGGGCCUGGAGACCUCGCGGUACUCCUGGCUCUUUACUGCCCCGAGCUCCCGGGACACCCGCUGGGCUGCAGCCCGUGGUGCUCUGCGGCCGUGUCAUGGGCAGCAUGCUGUCUGAUGGGCUGUGGUUGCGCCUGCACUUUGGGUGGAGACAGAGACGGUGUGAGCAGCUCCCUGCCUGGGUGCAGUGUUUAAAACCAGACCGUGGACUCUGGGGUGGGGCUGGCCGCUGUUCCUAGUCACUGGCAGUUCUGACACUUGAUGAGUUUUCAGCCAUUUGUUAAAACUUUUAGGUCAGUUUUGUUUAUAAUAAAAAUAUAAAUGGAUUUUAAAGUUCCAUUUUUUAAAGUUACCCUUGUUUUUCAAAGGUAUUUUCUAAACAGAUCUUUAAUAGAAUAUUUAAACUGUGACUUUAAGGAAUUAACACAGGACAAAGUGGCUCGGGAUCUGAGUGGCUGCGUGUCCUGAGGGCACCAGGCAGCCCAAGCCAGGGUGCCUGGGGGAGUGACAGGGAGCGAGGUGUUGCUGGCCUAGGGAGGCAGCCGGCCCUCCGAGGAAGGAGGGUCACCAGGGCUGUGGUCCUACUGAGCAGCUGUAGUUCACUGGUGCUGUAACUUUAAAGGCUUUCUGUCCAGACUUCAAAACUGCUCUUGGGGCUUUGGUGGGUCCCUGACUCUCUCGACACUUUGGAUGUCAGUCGGGCCGUGGUGACUCCCGUGUUCGAGUCUUUGCCUCUCCUGGGCCGGGAGCACUGCAGGAAGAGUCAGACCUUCCAGGCAGAGGCUCCCUGGGGGGGACAGUGGCAGGCGUGGUGGUCACCACAGGGAUGGACCUGGGGACCCUGCCGGAGCCGGGCCUGAGGGCAGGCUGUGGGUGUUGCGGAGGCCCAGAGCCCUCCUGCGGGGCAGCGUCAGCUUGCUAACAACUGUAAGACACGUUUUUCCUUUGUGUUUGUUUUGGUUGUGUUCUUUUGCAGCCUUUUACAGUCAUUUGGGAAGGAAAAAUGCCCAUGUCAAGAAUUGUCACAUCAAGUUUUCUCUCUGUCCCCUAAUACUGGCAUAACACUUCCAGGAGGUUUUUCUUUUUUAUAUUUAAAAUGUUACUUUUCUGUAUGAUGUGCAUGCGAGUUUACCGUAAUUUUUCUUAACACUUUUUAGUGCCGUUUCUAGUAUAUUCCUGUAAAUGUCAGUUACUGAAAAUGAGUCCAAUGUAAGUAGUUUUAGCUUGUUUAUUGCAAUGCUGGCCUCAACACCACAGAAUAAAAAUGGUAGAAAGUA